GCGACUGACUCGUUCGACAAACGGAUCUCGCAAUUGUUCAGAGAGAGAGAAUCAGACAGCAAUGAGUCCAGUUUUCUUCACAGUCGGAAUAAAUCCCAGGCUAAAAUAUGGACUUCUACGUUGAUUCUCCCGCGGUUCUUUCCGGAGGCUGUGAAAAAUAGGAUAUUAUCUGUCUCUCUGCUCUCAGUCCGAGUCAACUUUGGCGUCAAAAUGGAUGCGCUGAGUUUGACGGUGAAGCUUUUCUGGUUGGUGCUCAUCGGAGGAGACAGGAGGAGCAGGGCCAUGCUGAGUGAUAUCGGGGAUUAUGUCGGCACAGAUAUUGAAAUAUCCUGGCUGCCAAAUCUGGAUGACCUCAUGAAAGGUUACGCUCGAAACUUUCGUCCAGGGAUCGGAGGACCGCCUGUGAACGUCGCCAUGGCCAUUGAAGUGGCCAGUAUUGACCACAUCUCAGAAGCCAACAUGGAAUACACCAUGACAGUGUUUCUGCGUCAGAGCUGGAGAGACGACCGUCUGUCCUACAACCACACGAACAAAACUCUGGGUCUGGACAGCCGCUUCGUGGACAAACUCUGGCUUCCGGACACCUUCAUCGUCAACGCCAAGUCCGCCUGGUUUCAUGACGUGACGGUGGAGAAUAAACUCAUACGCCUGCAGCCUGACGGAGUCAUUCUCUACAGCAGUCGAAUCACAUCUACAGUCGCGUGUGAUAUGGAUCUCACCAAAUACCCCAUGGAUGAGCAGGAAUGCAUGCUAGACCUUGAAAGCUAUGGCUACUCUUCAGAAGACAUUGUGUAUCACUGGUCAGAAAGUCAGAAGCUCAUCCAUGGCCUGGACAAACUGGAGCUUUCCCAGUUCACCAUCACCGACUAUCGCUUUGUGACAGAGAUGAUGAACUUUAAAUCUGCGGGCAGAUUUCCACGUCUUAGCCUGCGUUUCCAGCUGAGGAGGAACCGAGGAGUUUACAUCAUCCAGUCCUACAUGCCGUCCAUCCUGCUGGUGGCCAUGUCCUGGGUUUCAUUCUGGAUCAGCCAGUCCGCCGUGCCAGCGAGAGUGUCUUUAGGAAUCACGACGGUUCUGACCAUGACGACGCUGAUGGUCAGUGCUCGCUCUUCACUGCCUCGCGCUUCUGCCAUUAAAGCUCUGGACGUGUAUUUCUGGAUCUGCUACGUCUUUGUGUUCGCUGCUUUGAUCGAAUACGCCUUUGCUCACUAUAAUGCAGACUACAGCAAGAAGGAGAAAGCCAAAGUCAAGACCAAUAAGAAUGCAGAGUCGAUGGUGAAGAAUGGAAAGCAGGCCAUGGUUCUGUUUUCUCUGUCGGUGGCGGGCAUGAACCAGGGUCUCCUGAUCUCCAACAGGCAGAGCAGAUCACACAGAGCCUCCGACGCCGCCGCCGCCGCUGCAGAUCCGCAUGAAGAGACUGAGACUCGCAGCGCUACGAGCCGAAGAGCGCAGAAAGAAAGCAGCGAGGAGAAGAAAUGCUGCAAGUGUAAACCCAUAGACGCCGACACCAUCGACAUCUACGCUCGUGCCGUCUUCCCGUUCACCUUCGCCGUGGUCAACGUCAUCUACUGGGUGGCGUACACCAUGUAGAUCAAUCAUAACACAUCCCCCUCCGCAUGGCCAUACAGCUGAAGUCAGAAUUAUUCAUCCUCCUGUGAAUAUUUUUAAAUAUUUCGCAAAUGAUGUUGAACAGAUUC
Molecule: messenger RNA, 1697 nt
Organism: Danio rerio (zebrafish)
Lineage: Eukaryota; Metazoa; Chordata; Actinopteri; Cypriniformes; Danionidae
Source: RefSeq, a predicted model, not a curated record